Messenger RNA from Exophiala dermatitidis NIH/UT8656, 2889 nucleotides. RefSeq names its product adenosinetriphosphatase. Gene Ontology annotation, cellular component: nucleus. The coding region runs from base 65 to 2509 and encodes 814 amino acids. Gene Ontology annotation, biological process: ribosome biogenesis. NCBI's taxonomy places the organism in Eukaryota, Fungi, Ascomycota, Eurotiomycetes, Chaetothyriales, Herpotrichiellaceae. Gene Ontology annotation, molecular function: RNA binding; ATP binding; preribosome binding. The record is from RefSeq and is a predicted model, not a curated record. The transcript has 2 exons.
AAAAGUUCAAGUUGCCCGCAUACAGGGCUGCGAAUCGACCAGCCGCUGGCAAACCGCAGACAAAAUGGCACCAGGAGGCCAUCGGCGACACCAGACCCUGAGCCAGUCGUUGGACAAAGAGGUGUACCAAGUGGUCCGGAAGAUCAUUGACGAACGAUCACAAUACGGCGACGACCCCUUGUCUGGCUCCAGUCGCCUCACCUUCGCGAACGUCUACGAUACGAUCAAAGGCUCGAACUCCAGCUUGAACCGCAAACCCAAGAAGCUGCUCGAAGAUAGUAUCGAAAGAGUUCUCGAGACCAUACAACAAGAUGCAGGCGCGGAUUCUGAAGAAGACGACCCUGAACGUUCAUUCGAAGAGCCACCGCAGCAGCCUAAACCAUCAUCGAACGGUUUAAACAAGAGCAUCGUGGGAGCAUGGGCAAGAUCCGGCUCAGGCAACUCCCCACCGAACAAUAUACCGGGCUCUCCCAGACGAGACCGAGAUCGCGACCAAGAGAAGAAUGCUCCCGUAGACAGCGAGCAGCAAGCAGUAUCGUCCAGCACGAAACGUCGCCUUGCCAAUGGUGAACCGUCCCAAAAGCGACGGAAGCACGGCGCAAGCGCUGCGUCAAACUCAAACUCGUCCUCAAUCGACAAAUCGCCUCCGACACACGUCUCGCUAGCAUCAAUGGGUGGUGUCGACGCCGUGAUCCAACAAUUCGAAGACCUACUUGUUCUCCCCAUGACCCGACCUGAGAUCUACACAUCCAGCAAGGUGCAACCACCACGAGGCGUACUGAUCCAUGGACCGCCCGGGUGCGGCAAGACCAUGAUCGCCAAUGCCUUCGCGGCAGAGCUAGGGGUCAACUUCAUCUCCAUCUCCGCGCCGAGCAUCGUAUCCGGAAUGUCUGGCGAAUCCGAGAAGGCGCUGCGGGAUCAUUUCGACGAGGCGAAGCGAGCGGCGCCAUGUUUGAUUUUCAUCGACGAAAUCGAUGCCAUCACCCCCAAGCGCGAGUCCGCACAGCGCGAGAUGGAGAAACGCAUCGUCGCACAGCUGCUGACCUGCAUGGAUGACUUGGCACUCGAGAAAACAGACGGGAAACCCGUCAUCGUGCUCGCCGCCACAAAUCGCCCAGAUAGUCUCGACGUGGCCUUGAGGCGAGGCGGUCGAUUCGACAAGGAGAUCAACAUGAGCGUGCCGAACGAACCGGUCCGCGAACAAAUCCUGCGCGCCUUGACGAGAGAAACGAACCUGGCCGACGACGUAGAUUUCUCCUUACUUGCGAAACGGACUCCCGGGUUCGUCGGGGCCGAUUUGAACGAUCUGGUCUCGACUGCCGGUGCGGCUGCUAUCAAGCGAUACCUAGACACUCUGAAAGCGAACUCGGAAGCAGCAACAGCAACUAUGGACGUAGAAAUGGACAUUGAUAUACCACCACCGCCGCCAACAACAACAACAACAGCAACGACAACAGAAGACAACGACAGCAGCCUACCGGCGCCACCUGCACACACAACUACUACACCCACCGUGUCUCCCACAAUUGCCUCCCUUCGCCGAUUAAUCAAAUAUACCAAAGAGAACCCACCCGAGCCCAACAGCAACGAGGCGACCAUCUCCAUCACCUCAGACGACUUCAUGACCGCCCUGCCUCAAAUCCAACCUUCCGCAUUGCGAGAAGGGUUCGCCACAAUCCCCUCCACGACAUUCGGCUCCAUCGGCGCCUUGAGGAAUCAUAUCACGGAGCUGAAAACCGCAAUCAUCUCCCCGAUCUUGAAUCCGAAACUCUACACCAAUUUAGGGAUCACCCCGUCUUCCGGUGUCUUACUCUGGGGUCCACCGGGGUGCGGCAAAACGUUGCUCGCAAAAGCCUGUGCCAACUCGAGCCACGCCAACUUCAUCAGCGUCAAGGGUCCCGAGCUGCUCAACAAGUAUGUCGGCGAGUCCGAACGUGCGGUCCGCCAGGUCUUCAACCGCGCCAGGUCCAGUGUCCCCGUCAUCAUCUUCUUCGACGAACUUGAUGCCUUGGUCCCUCGUCGUGAUGGGACCAUGUCCGAGGCAAGCGCCCGUGUUGUCAACACUCUGUUGACUGAAUUGGAUGGCGUUGGCAACAGUCGCGAAGGCAUUUAUGUCAUUGCGGCAACGAAUAGGCCCGACAUCAUCGAUCCUGCAAUGCUGAGACCAGGCCGUCUGGAAACUUUGCUCUUCGUCGGUCUUCCCAAUGCCGAGGAGAGGGUGGAUAUCCUUCGAACGCUGUGCAAGAAGUUGCACAACUUUGUGUUUGACGAAACCAUCGCUGCCAUUGCUCGUUCAUGCGAAGGCUUCAGCGGCGCCGACUUGGAGGCUCUGCUCCGUAGAGCCGGAUACGCCGCUAUUCUCCGUUACGAAUCACAAGGCGGUUCCACUGACAGUGGCACUAUAACUGCCGCGGACUUUGAGCUGGCCAGGAGCGAAGUGAGGAGAAGUGUUGGCAUUGACGACAUGAGACGUUAUGAAAUGCUGCAGAAACAAUGGGGCAAAAGCUGAACAUAUACAAAGGCAGACUUUAAAUCAAUACUUGUCAUGGAGCCUCUGGCUGAGCUCAAUCCUGCUACUACUCCCUGACUAACAACCCAUUCCCUCUGUUCUCGCCUGUUAAACAUCCUGAACUCCAAAAGUGAAAGUCGUUAUCCCAAUAGAAAGCUGGUCAUGGACAAGACCGGGUAUCAAAGUCGCGUUAAGGGCUCGCAGCAGCUGCCCUAUCGUCCUGAAAGCGCAACAUGCUCUUGCAGUCAUCAUCCCAGGGCGGAUCCAAAGCCUGACAAAGCGUAUUCCAAUAGCAUCUCAUGUAGCCCAGCAACCAAAAGUCAAAACAACCGGCAAAGGCUCAGAUUAUGGGCAGUCGAAAGCUCUCAUCGCUGAAUCUC